Molecule: messenger RNA, 786 nt
Organism: Lolium perenne
Lineage: Eukaryota; Viridiplantae; Streptophyta; Magnoliopsida; Poales; Poaceae
Product: gamma-glutamylcyclotransferase 2-3
Biological process (GO): glutathione catabolic process
Cellular component (GO): cytoplasm
Molecular function (GO): glutathione specific gamma-glutamylcyclotransferase activity
Source: RefSeq, a predicted model, not a curated record
GGAAGUGCGUAGGCGGCCACCUCUCGUUUCCACCGGAGAAAGAGAGGAAGACGGCGGCGGCGGCGCCAUGGUGAUGUGGGUGUUCGGCUACGGGUCCCUGGUCUGGAACCCGGGCUUCGCCUACGACGCCCGCCUCGUCGGCUUCGUCAGGGACUACCGCCGCGUCUUCUACCAGGGGAGCACGGACCACAGGGGCACGCCGGAGUUCCCAGGGAGGACCGUCACGCUCGAGCAUCAGCCCGGGUCGACAUGCUGGGGAGUUGCUUACAAAAUUUCUAAGGAGCAAGAUAAGGAGACAGCUUUGGAGUAUCUAGAAGUAAGAGAGAAGCAAUAUGAUGAGAAGGUUUACCUUGACUUGUAUACGGACUCUUCCCCCAAAAUACCAGCAAUCCAAAAUGUGAUGGUGUACUUAGCUACAACAAAUAAGGAGGCCAACGAAAACUAUCUGGGUCCUGCUCCACUGGAAGAAAUGGCCAAGCAAAUCUACCUUGCUGAAGGCCCAACUGGACCUAACAAAGAGUAUCUGUUCAAACUCGAGGAUGCGUUGAACAAAAUAGGUGUUGUGGAUGAGCAUGUUCUGGAUUUGGCUAAGGCUGUGCGCGAGUAUUCAGACGACAUAUUAUCUAAAUGAAUAUUCCAUUUCACCCUUUCAUUUGCUAGGUGAAAACUAUGAAGUUAGGAGUGAUUGUUGCGAACCUCCUUUUCUCUUUCUGUAAUAAGUUCUGAACUGACUGUGAGUUGUGAAUAUAUUAAUGUCCAUCCAUAGAUGGAAGUAUAAUAUUCUCA